This is a messenger RNA of Entelurus aequoreus (snake pipefish), 2934 nucleotides long. RefSeq names its product zinc finger protein OZF-like. Gene Ontology annotation, biological process: central nervous system development; regulation of transcription by RNA polymerase II. Gene Ontology annotation, cellular component: nucleus. NCBI's taxonomy places the organism in Eukaryota, Metazoa, Chordata, Actinopteri, Syngnathiformes, Syngnathidae. The transcript is spliced from 2 exons. The record is from RefSeq and is a predicted model, not a curated record. Bases 385 to 1926 code for a protein of 513 amino acids. Gene Ontology annotation, molecular function: DNA-binding transcription factor activity, RNA polymerase II-specific; RNA polymerase II cis-regulatory region sequence-specific DNA binding.
CUCACUAUUGUCCCAGUGAAACACGUGUUUGGCCAACAUUUGUUCCGCGGUGGAGAACACCUCGAUGACGUCACACAGGAGGAAGAACAAAACAAGAUGGCGUCUGACGGAGAAUACGUUGUUUUGGUUAUUAUGGUUUCUUGGUCUUAAUUACAACGUACAUGUGCACAUGUGUGUCGUUUAACAGAGUAAACGUCGUUAUUAAUUGUUUGUAUGCGGAUACAUUAGUCUGAGUGCACUUUGACGUGCUAGCCUAGCCUGCUGGUUAGCUUAGCUUGUUAGCUGCUAACAAAGAGAGGCGGAAGUGAUCGACACAUCAAAGCAGAGAUCCAAUACGUCUGUGAAGAACAUCUUUACCCUGAGCAACAGAAGUGGAGCUUCACAAUGGAGCCACAGCCCUCCCACAAUAAAAAGGAAGAGAAACACCCACUGAUCCCCCAUUUUAAAGAGGAAGAGGAUGACCCACUGACCACUCACAUCCAAGAGCAAAAGCAGGACCCACUGCUCCCCCAUUUUAAAAAGGAAGAGGAGGACCCACUGACACCCCAUUUUAAAGAGGAAGAGGAGGACCCACUGAAACCCCAUUUUAAAGAGGAAGCGGUGAAUCCAUUGAGCCCUCACAUUAAGGGGGAAGAGGAGGACCCAUUGAGCCCUCACAUUAAAGAGGAAGAGGAGGAACACAGCAUCAGUCAGCAGGGAGAGCAUCUUGAAGGACUGGAGGAGGUUGAUGUCACCAAGAUGCCAGUGACUGGUGUCCCUGUGAAGAGUGAAGAUGAUGAGGUCAAAGGUGAGAGUGAGGAGAAGAGAGAGGCGGAGCCUCCAAGCAGCAGCUCAACUCAACACAUGACAACAGAAGCUGAUGGAGACCACUGUGGAGGAUCACAAGCAGACAAGCUCUUAGCUCCACUAUCAGAUAGUGAGGACACAACGUCACACUCUCCUGACACUGAUGAUGAAGACUCUAAAGAUGAUAAGACAUGUCACACUGACAACACACACUUCACAUGUUCUCACUGCGACAAAACUUUUAAAUCUAGUAAUUUGAAAAGACACAUGAGAACACACACUGGAAAAAAACCUUUUUCAUGUUCAAUCUGCGGUAAAGAUUUUACUCAUAGGCACGAUUUGAAAAUACACAUGAGAAAACACACUGGAGAAAGACCUUUUUCCUGCUCAGAAUGUGGUAAAAGGUUUGUAAAAAAUCAAAGUUUAAAAUCACACAUGAGAACACACACUGGUGAAAAACCUUUUUCAUGUUCAAUCUGCGAUAAAGAUUUUACUCGAAGGGAGCAUUUGAAAAUACAUAUGAGAAUACACACUGGAGAAAACCCUUUUUCCUGCUCAGAAUGUGGUAAAAGUUUUGUAAGAAAUCUAACUUUAAAAGAACACAUGAGAACACACACUGGAGAAAAACCUUUUUUAUGUUCAAUCUGCGGUAAAGAUUUUACUCAUAGUCAACAUUUGAAAAGACACAUGAGAACACACACUGGAGAAAAACCUUUUUCAUGUUCAAUCUGCGGUAAAGAUUUUACUCAAAAGCACCAUUUCAAAGCACACAUGAGAAUACACACUGGAGAACAACCUUUUUCCUGUUCAACCUGCGGUAAAGAUUUUACUCGAAGGGACCAUUUCAAAAAACACAUGAGAAUACACACUGGAGAACAACCUUUUUCAUGUUCAAUCUGCAGUAAAGAUUUUACUCGAAGGGACCAUUUCAAAAAACACAUGAGUACACACACUGGAGAAAAACCUUUUUCCUGCUCAGAAUGUGGUAAAGCUUUUGUACGAAGAAGCACUUUGAAAAGACACAUGAUAACACACACAGGUGAGAAAGUGUUGAGUUGCAGUGUGUGUGGUGAAAGAUUCUCUUCUAAGUACCAGUGUAAGAAACACAAGUGUGCUGGUGAGAACAGCAGCAGCAAAUGAAGAUGCAGGAUUUGAAAUAAACCGUCAAAACUUUUAACUUUGACAUUCUAACAACAUCAGCACAUAGAUUCUAACAUUUAUAGUGGCGUGGCGAAGUUAGUAGAGUGGCCGUGCCAGCAAUCGGAGGGUUGCUGGUUACUGGGGUUCAAUCCCCACCUUCUACCAUCCUAGUCACAUCCGUUGUGUCCUUGGGCAAGACACUUCACCCUUGCUCCUGAUGGCUGCUGGUUAGUGCCUUGCAUGGCAGCUCCCGCCAUCAGUGUGUGAAUGUGUGUGUGAAUGGGUGAAUGUGGAAAUACUGUCAAAGCGCUUUGAGUACCUUGAAGGUAGAAAAACUUAUACAAGUAUAACCCAUUUAUCAUUUAUAAUUAUAGAUUAUAUAUUUUAGAUUAUUGCUUUUUUCAGUCAAGUACAUGUUUUAAUAUACAACAUUGUGUACUUUUAUUUAAAAAUUAACACAACACGUUGACUGUAAAGGUGAGAAUAAACAGGACAAAACAUGUUACAAAUACUUUUUAUGUGUAUAGAGAUAUUCAGAAAUCAUUUUUAAUUAUUAAUGAUGUCAUAGAUGAACUCCUUUAUAUGAUGUACAUAUUUGUUUUACAUGUGUUCAUUCCUUUGCUUUUGAGUACACAUAAAUCCCUCUUAGUUCAUAUUUACUGGUUCACAUCUGAAACAUCUUCUGGACCACUUCUGGAAGCAUAUUAUUAUUUACUUUAUACAUCAUUUGAACAGUUGUGUUUUAUACAAGAUCAUUUACUUUUAAAAUGUGUGACUUUAUGAAUCAUUGGUUGGGUCUCAACAAUCCAUUCUUUUAAUUAUCUUUAUUACUCUCUUUUGUAAUAUGAAUAUUGUUUUAUAUGUAUGUCCCCUUUAUGCAAUACGUAGAUUAGAGAAAAUGGCAACAUUAUAUGUGGAAGCUUCUGAAGAAUAGUUGUGUUUUUAAUCAUCUACAUUUCUAAUUAAAAAACUACACAUGACAAUUGUUUUUUUAAAGUUGUUCAUGAU